This is a messenger RNA of Crotalus tigris (Tiger rattlesnake), 2634 nucleotides long. RefSeq names its product RRAD and GEM like GTPase 2 (gene REM2). The transcript has 5 exons. Gene Ontology annotation, molecular function: GTPase activity; GTP binding; calcium channel regulator activity. Gene Ontology annotation, biological process: negative regulation of high voltage-gated calcium channel activity. The coding region runs from base 141 to 1049 and encodes 302 amino acids. NCBI's taxonomy places the organism in Eukaryota, Metazoa, Chordata, Lepidosauria, Squamata, Viperidae. Gene Ontology annotation, cellular component: plasma membrane. The record is from RefSeq and is a predicted model, not a curated record.
ACUGCCCUGUUUCCGAAGCUCUUUUCUUAAGCUGCUCCCGGCGUGGUAGUUAAGAGAGACCACCAGCCUGUCCGCUUGGAUUCCAAAAACCGUGACGGCCACAAGUAGAGCAGUGGGUGCAAGCCCGGCCUUGGGGGGAGAUGUCUGUGGAAAAGCCCACCCUGAAGGUGUCCGCAAGUGUCUCGGGAGGCAUGGCUGGAAGCAGCUCCCGGUCAGCCAUGACGUUGCCCCCGGUGUUGGCAGGGGCGGGACCUCGGCGCGGCAGUAUGCCCCUGCCAAUCAAACACCAGCUGGUAAGGGCAUCAGCAGUGGACGAGCUGGAUUCUCCGCCGAGUUCCCCGGAGGUCAGCAGCCAUGGCGGUGCCAGUCCGGCCGGCGGGCGAGGCCCAUACAAAGUCAUGCUGCUGGGCGAGAGCGGAGUGGGCAAGACGACGUUGGCCGCCAUCUUCGGGGGCAUGAAAGGAGUCACCCACCAUGAAGAGGACCACAUAGAAGAUUCAUACGAAAGAAGAUUCUACGUAGAUGACGAAGAAGUUACCUUGACAUUGUACGACAUCUGGGAUCAGGGAGAUUCUGGAGGGUGGUUGCAAGAAUCCUGUCUCCAGACGGGCGAUGCUUUCCUGGUGGUCUUCUCGGUGACCGAUCGGCGCAGCUUCACCAGGGUGCCCCCAACCCUCUUGCGCCUACGGGCCGGGAGCCCUCGGACCGAUCCCCCCAUCAUCCUGGUGGGGAACAAGAGUGACCUGGCGCGUUCCCGGGAAGUCUCUCGAGAAGAAGGCCGCGGCUUGGCGGUGAUGAUGAACUGCAAACACAUCGAGACCUCAGCGGCCUUGCACCACAACACCGAGGAGCUCUUCGAAGGCGUCGUGCGCCAGAUCCGCCUCCGCCGUUGCCGAAGGGAGGGCGACUCCCUGAGCAAAGAGGGCGCCAUCGGCCGGCGCGAAAGCCUCACCAAGAAAGCCAAGCGGUUCCUCUCCAACUUGGUCCCCCGCAACGGACGCUUCUUCAAGCAGAGGUCCAAAUCCUGCAAUGACCUUUCGGUGCUAUGAGCACCUUCUCUCCGAGGAAAGACACAAACGCGCACCCGUGCUUCGCGCAUCCCCGGGUAGCGUCUUCCGCCGCCACUACAACACCGGAACAGGCCCGUCCUUAAGCAUGUGGCAGGAUGCUCAGACCUCUCUGAUCUGCUUUGAUGCCUAACGUCUCAAGCUUCACUUUUUUCGCACAGCACUGAAAUGUUGAGGAGGACCUUUGGGGGGGGGAAUUUUGAUGAGGGCUUUUGGGAGAGUGGAGGGUGGGGAGGUCCAGGGUUUGAAGACGGCCUCCGAUUCUGAAAUUGAGCCAAGACGGAAGAAACUGCUCACCUCCGAACUCAGCUGUAAAUCUCCUCCCCACCUGAAAAAAACCGUUCCACCCUUGCCAUCCUAGAAGGUCUCCUCUUUGAACAGGGGGGGGGUUAAACUAGAUGACCUCCGUGGUCCCUUCCAGCCCUAUGAUUCUAUGUUCUAUGAUAUGAUUAGUGUGUGUAUGGGGGGUGAUGGGGCGACAAAGGCAGGACCCCCACCAUAAUGUUGUAAAAGUGUCACGCGGGACUAAAUCUCUUGCUUAAAAGACUCAAGAGUUUUUCCUUGAUCUGCCUUCCUUCUCUCUCGCAAUUCUGCCUUCCUUUUAAAUAAUAAUAAUUGUAAUAAUAAUUGUCAAGCCUCCAGCUAGGAAAAAAGAAAAUCAAAAACCCCACUGCGCACCAUCUGCGUGUACAAACAAACAAGGAUAAUUUUCGCCGUACAGCUCUUGUCCCGUCCCAAAGUUUAAGAGAGCCGCAUUAUGGUGCCUUUUGUGCAGCCGCUCGCUUCCGCGCAACGCUCUGGGUGCCACACAAUUGCCAACCUCACCUCCACGAGGCCUUGCUCAAAGCCAUGGACCACGCUGGCCUAAACCUUCCGCCCUUCCGCGGGCGAGAACCGUCGCACCCUCGGCUGCUUGCCGAAUUUAUGGAAAAAUCUUUCUUUUUUUUUCAGCUCUGAAUUUCCACGUCGCGCAAGAGAGAGCGCCUUGACGGGCGCUUCCACGGGCCAGGUUCAAUUAGAACAUUGCGGCUUUGGCCACAACUUUUGCUUCUCCCCCCCCCACUUCUCGUUUUCCUUUAAGCGACGGUUUUACAACUUCGGUAGAGGAAAGUUGCCAUUUUCUAGGCCCGGUGCGCCAAGAGGCUAUUUUUGCAGUAAGAGGGCUUUUAAGCGUCUUGUCCUUUUCAAGAACCUCAAAUCGUUGCGUCCUUCUCGUUCAAAUCGCCAACGUUGAAUGGCAAAAAAAAAGAAAGAAUCCUUAUAUUAAUCCCGCUGUGCGUUCUCGAUUUCUCCUUUCAGACGGCUGAGCGGAAGGCAUUCUCCUUUAACUGAUAUCCUUUGACGAUGGGGAUGAUUGAGGAUAAGGAUAAUGUUUUAAUUUUGAUCGUGCCAGGCGUGUCAAGGAAGCAGCCUGGAUACGAAGCAGCUCUUAAAAAGGACUUUUAAAUCUGUGUAGAGGAUGUUGGUUCAGAUUCUGAAAAGAUUUGAGAUGUUAAGGAUGGAUCCAGAAUGGGUCGUCCACAGCGGAUUGUGUGUCCUUAUUUUCAAUUAAAGCCAUUUUCUACUA